AUGGCCGGAGAUAGGAGACCCCGUCGCGACGACGGCAGAGAAAACAGCGGCGGAUUCCGGAGCCGUCACGAGUCCGAUGGACGGAGGGACAGACGAGACCGCGGCGAUGAUUAUCGCAGGAGAGACGACGACCGCGACAAUAGGAGUCGGCGGCAUCGCUCGCGUUCGAGAUCUGCAGAUCGCGGAGACAGCCAUCGCGACCGCCGACGGGAUGAUCGCGAUAGGUCGCGUGACCGGGAAACCAGGGAAAGGCCCCGGAGACUACAGGAUGAUAACCGCGGUGAUCGGCGACGUGCUGAGGAGCGUAACCCGGCCGACAGGGAGCGCGGGUAUAACAGAGAUCAUGACCGGCGCGACAGAGAUAGCCGGCGUUCAGCAUCGCCGCGACGCCGCAGCACAAGCCCAGGACGAGACAGGCGUAACGAUCGAGAGACUGAUCUCCCCACUAGGACUAGGGGAGGCCCCGAGCGGUCGGGCGCAGCCAUGUCCGUCAAAGUAGGCAGCCAAUACGAUGAGGGAAAACGCGGCCGGGAUCGAGACGACAAGAAUUUGGGUCAAAUCGACACACCCAUGGGGCAAAACGUCGAUGAUGACGAUGACGACGUCGAAGUUGCGCAAGACGAUGAUGUUGCUGCGAUGCAAGCCAUGAUGGGCUUCGGUGGCUUCGGUACGACAAAGAAUACCAAAAUUCUGGGCAACAAUGUCGGCGCAGUCCGCAAAGAGAAAAAGACCGAGUACCGUCAGUACAUGAACCGUGCUGGAGGAUUUAACAGGCCAUUGAGCCCGACUCGGUAG
Pyricularia pennisetigena is the source of this 795-nucleotide messenger RNA. RefSeq lists its product as uncharacterized. The record is from RefSeq and is a predicted model, not a curated record. Gene Ontology annotation, cellular component: precatalytic spliceosome. Gene Ontology annotation, biological process: RNA splicing. Bases 1 to 795 code for a protein of 264 amino acids. Lineage: Eukaryota; Fungi; Ascomycota; Sordariomycetes; Magnaporthales; Pyriculariaceae. The transcript has 2 exons.